UAAGAGAAUUAUUUCAUACGGUAAGGGACACAGUCUAUGAAAAUAUGGAUUUACUAAAUGGAUCAUUUAACGUUUUGGAUAUUCUUGCCAGGAUAAAUUUGCACAAUAAAUCAUUGAACACCAGUUUAUUUCCAGAUGUGGAUAUGUACGAAGUUCCAACAUUUGUAGUUGCCCUGCUCGCUCUGCUGUAUGGUUCCAUAUCAGUUAUUGCUAUAUUAGGUAAUGGUUUGGUGAUUAUUGUUAUAGCCAGAGAUAAGCGCAUGCAAACAGUGACAAAUAUUUUUAUAGCAAACUUGGCCUUUGCAGACGUUAUACUUGGAAUGUUUACCAUACCUUUUCAAUUUCAUCCAGCAUUACACCAAAGAUGGGAUUUUCCCGAAUUCCUAUGUAAACUAGCACCGUCAGUAAAAGUGUUAUCAGUAAGUGUUAGUGUUAUAACAUUGACUGUUAUUUCCGUGGAUAGAUACGUUGCUGUAAUGUACCCGUUAAAAGCUGGUUUUUCAAAAAGCUCCGCCAUUAUGUGUUUAUUGAUCAUUUGGGGGCUUGGUUUGGGAUCAUGUUUUCCUGAAGGAUAUUACUACUAUGUCCAUUACAUGAUUAAUGCUGAAUUGAAAUUUGUACUGACAUGUGAUGCGUCUUGGCCGACUGAAAAUUUUGGAAAGUAUUACCAUCUUUAUCUUUUACUUGUACAGUAUCUAUUUCCACUUUUGGUAAUAAAUGUUUCAUACACGAGAAUUUCGUGCAAGAUAUGGGGAACAAAGCAACCAGGAAAUACUGUUGAUAGGGGAAACAGAGAUAACGCAAGACAGCGUAAUAAGAAAAAG
Messenger RNA from Ruditapes philippinarum (Manila clam), 824 nucleotides. RefSeq names its product substance-P receptor-like. Gene Ontology annotation, biological process: G protein-coupled receptor signaling pathway. The annotation marks the transcript as partial. Gene Ontology annotation, cellular component: neuron projection; plasma membrane. The transcript has a single exon. The record is from RefSeq and is a predicted model, not a curated record. Gene Ontology annotation, molecular function: neuropeptide binding; neuropeptide Y receptor activity. NCBI's taxonomy places the organism in Eukaryota, Metazoa, Mollusca, Bivalvia, Venerida, Veneridae.